AUGAACAAAAUAUACACGCUAUUAUUCGGUUUGGCUGCAUGUGCAAACCCAUUCCGACCAUAUGAGGGUUCGCCAACCUACCAAGAGGAAUAUCGAGGCAGCAGUUAUACACCAAGUUUCAUCGACACGGAAUUUGGUCCCCAGAUUAUAGCGCCAGAUACUCCAUAUGUAGCAGCGGCAGGCCAAACUGUGUUAUACUUUAUCGAUACCCGGCUUAGUGCUGAAACUGCAGGGCUUAUAAAACAGCAACUCGAAAACGCAUUUGUAUCAGGCCCAGACGAGUAUAUCUCCAUCGACGAGUUUACAGCUACAGCAGAGAAGAAAAACCAUGAGACUGGUGAAACAACAUUUGUGUUCGAUCCGCUUUAUGCUAGGGUGCUAUUUGCCAAAGGUCUUAAUAAACGAAACCCGUACAUUAAGCUGGUUGAACACGAGAUCGGUGGUGGCGACUGGGUAGUGGCCUACGAGCCUGAUACUACAUGUUCUUGA
Molecule: messenger RNA, 489 nt
Organism: Trichoderma gamsii
Lineage: Eukaryota; Fungi; Ascomycota; Sordariomycetes; Hypocreales; Hypocreaceae
Exons: 1
Coding region: 1-489 (162 amino acids)
Source: RefSeq, a predicted model, not a curated record